Lytechinus pictus (painted urchin) is the source of this 3588-nucleotide messenger RNA. Its product is annotated as gamma-butyrobetaine dioxygenase-like. Bases 685 to 1986 code for a protein of 433 amino acids. The record is from RefSeq and is a predicted model, not a curated record. The transcript is spliced from 6 exons. Gene Ontology annotation, cellular component: mitochondrion. Gene Ontology annotation, molecular function: gamma-butyrobetaine dioxygenase activity. Gene Ontology annotation, biological process: carnitine biosynthetic process. NCBI's taxonomy places the organism in Eukaryota, Metazoa, Echinodermata, Echinoidea, Temnopleuroida, Toxopneustidae.
GCAGAAGUAAAAAGUAAACUAACGUUAACAAAAAAGGAUUGGUAAAGCUUGUCUCAUGCACACUAUGCGAUUCGUUGCGACGCGAUUUUUCAAGUAAUCGCAUUUUGCAUUAAAUAUAAAAGUUUGAAGGAGUAAAAUAAUUUUAUCUAAAGGUUUGCAUAUUGUUAGGAAAACUAUAAAAUCACACUUUUACUUUGCGGCAAGCCCUAUGGUCGGAGUGAAGUCCAAAUCGGCUUCGAGUCGCAGCCAAUGAUGACGUCAUUACGUUUUGGAACUGAAUCAUUUUUAUUCAUUCAGGGAGGCUCUAAAUGGACUGAAAUUCGAUUUCAGUAGUCCUACCACUAUUCAGAAGAUCUGAUCCGUAAUAUUUUAUUAGUUGGAAUAUCCAUAUCAAAAUGUUAUCACGAUUAAUUUGAAAUUCGGAUCGCAACGAAUCGCAUAGUGUGAGACAGGCUUGAUCGUCACGCUCACCCUCCGCCGCGUGCGGACGUCACGGUAAUGCACACUUGACCCAAGGAGAUAUCUCCUUGCUUGACCAUUGUCGUCGUUGUCGCUCACAGGUCACUCACGUAUACACGCCCAUGACAAAUCUAACCGUCUACGUAUUUCUUAUUCGCACUCUGCCGUUGAACUCUUAAUUAUCCACGAUGAAUUCCAGCAAGACCUCGGAUCUCAAUAAUAACGAUGGCGAUAAUGACCCAUUCUGUUCUUGGAAAAGUUUGUGUUUGGAUGCAUACUCUACCGAAUCGAUCAUCUUCCCUGUCAGUUAAUUGGAAAGCCUUUUCCGAGAUCGAAAUCGAAAGAAUUGAGCUAGCGACACGAAACGACAGAUUGUGUGUAACAUGGAUGGGUACGUCGUCACCAUCUUCGUCAUCAUCAUCAUUGUCAUCAUCGUCAUCGUUUCCAUUGAUAUGGCUUCGAGACAACUGUCGAUGUCCGGGGUGUUUCAAUGCUUCCACGUUGAGCCGCAUCGCUCCACUUAAAAAUAUAAAUGGCAACAACAUCAAACCCGAGAAAGUAUCAUUGACCGACGAUAAAAAGUUUCUUAUAUUUAAUUGGGAAGACGGUCACGUGAGCCAUUACCCGGCAAGAUGGUUACGAUGUAACGCCUUCUCCGAGUCCGAACCCGACCCGCUAGCCGACAUCCAACUCCAACUGUGGGACGCGUCGACGUGCCGUGAUCGUAUGCGAAAGUUUGACUUCAAUGACCUCCUGUCCAACGACCGUGUGUUAUACGAAAUGUUCCUUGAAGUGAAGGUGCUUGGCAUAGCGUUGAUUGAGAAUACACCCCUCAGGACAGGACAGCUCAACAAGUUAGCUGACAAAGUUGGGUUUCUCUUUCCAACCAAAUACGGUGAAACUUUCCAGGUCCGAAGCAAAGAAAACCCGAGCAAUGGAGCCUUUCACACUGGUGAUCUACCUCUCCAUACAGACUCCGCUUCCUACAACACACAGCCUGGGAUUCAGAUGUUGCACUGCAUUAAGCAAGCAGCACAUGGAGGCGGUAACACCCUCGUUGACGGGUUCAAGGUAGCCAGCGACCUUCGAACGACCUCACCUGACUCGUACGAUGUCCUCACGAAGCAAAUCCUAGAGUUUUACGAUCGUGGCACGGAUAUAUUAGGAGAGUUCUACUAUCACGCAAAGCAUUAUGUGUUAAGAUUGAAUGAGAAAAAUGAGGUUGACAGAAUUUCAUUCAGCGAUCACGGACGGAGCGCAAUGAACCGGAUGCAGGUUGAUGACGUCAUCAAGACAUACAAAGCCUUGUCGUUAUUCACCGCUCUCCUUUAUGCUCCUGAAAACGUCUUCGAGUACAAUAUGAAAGAUGGAGACAUGUUGAUCAUGGAUAACUACCGAGUUCUUCACGGGCGGAAAUCAUUCACCGUAAGCCCUGGUUCAGCUCGACAUCUUGAAGGGGGUUACUUUGAUUGGGAUACUGUCAUGUCAAAACUUCGGAUACUCAAGAAUAAUCUAGAGGAGCCAUAGCUCUUCAUUUGCGAAACAUCGGACAGGUUGUGUCGGUGCAAGAACGCUAUUGACACCAUAAUUUCGCGCACCGCACGGGGGGGGGGGGGGCUUCUUAAGCUGGGCGCAUAAGGGCACUGCGGAAGUGCGUUUCUGCACCAAAGCAAAGAGCAAUAGAUAAUGUUUUGCUGAGGGCUUUCUUGCACAGUGCCUCAGUCGAGAUCAUCCCAUCCUUGUCUGGUUCCAAGUCCCGGGGCCGUUUUAUAAAACUUGUUAUUAUAAAUAAAACAAUUUUGCAAUAACAAACUACGGAAUUUCUUCAAUCUUAUCGACUGAUCGUAUAUUUGUUAUGGAAAUUGUGUAUUUAUUUUUAUAACAAGUGUUUAUGAAACGGGGCCAGGGAAUGGGAAAUGUGGCGUAUGUGCAUUGGAAUUGACUUUACUCACUUGUUAGGGUAUGGGGCACUUAAUUUUGUAUCAGGCACUUGCGUAAAUCAUGGCUGGGGGAUAUAUCUCCCCUUUCGGAGGGAGGGAGAUAUGGCCUGUGCAAACAUCCCAUAGAGAUGUAUUACUUGUUUAUUAGUUAUUAGUAUAUAUCUCUAUGAAACGUCCCCACCUCCAAUAAAGAAAUUAUGAAAUUCUUGUUUUGGUCCGCACCAAGCUCAUUAACAAUGCAAAAACACUCUUGUCAUGAAUAUCACUUGGAUAAAAGAAGCUACUUUUUCAGGGCUUGCCGACUGACUGCUUCUCGAAGUAAAGCCGGAGUUGAGUUCUCCGCUUUGAAUCCGGAUUGAAAUAAAUACUAGAAUUUUGUUUAGCUGUGUUUGUAUUUUAUCCUUUCAUCUCAUCUUUGGUCAUGUUGAUGGAAAAUGGUAGUUCAUUAUUAACGUUUUCAUUUCUUUAGCGUGUUUAAUGUGAACAUACGAUUACAAACAAUAUAUAUGUGGUUAUUUUGUUUUUAAUUAUUCCAAAUAGCGGUAUUCCUUACAGCGAGUUGUAGCACAAUUUAUUUAACUGUAAUGCACUAAAAAAUUCCAAGUAUUUGAAAUAAAUCCAUAUCGCCUGUGAAUAGUGACCCGCCGAAUAUUUGGAUUAUUUAAAAUCCUUGGAAUUUCGUGGCUGUACAUAUUACACGUUUGCUUCGAAACGAUGAUUACAAGCUUCUAUUCGUGAAACCAGUUACAACCAAUGCUCUAUUUGCAAUAUGAAUAUGAUUAUGUCAGGGUGUAAAAUUUUUAGGAACUAUGCAGUAACUAGUGACAAAUUGUUUAUCGUGCGACUAUUAUGUUGAGCAACAUCUUUCGAGGUUUUGCACUUUUAGAAGGUACAUUACUGUUUGUCAGUGUUUGCAUCCAUAUUAUUUUGUUCGCAUUGACUAGUGAUUAUCUAAGUGGGUCUAUAUUAUAAGACUAUUCUGCUGAGAAUGUUGCAGUCUGGGUAAUGAACCUGGCCAGAUAUGAGUCGUUCACGAAUAGAGGUGGUGCUAUAACUGCAUGCUAUUAUAAGGCUGCUGGUUCAUAUAUACGCUCUUAAAAUCUGACCUGCGUCAAUUGGCAUACCGUAUUUAAAAAUGUGUUUUAUAUAUCUGAAAGUAUUUGAUUAAUGAAUAUGAUAUGACUAGUUA